Molecule: messenger RNA, 336 nt
Organism: Dibothriocephalus latus
Lineage: Eukaryota; Metazoa; Platyhelminthes; Cestoda; Diphyllobothriidea; Diphyllobothriidae
Source: the annotation of a GenBank genome assembly
AUGAUGAGAGCUCAAGAGACGGCCUUUGUCCACUUCUAUGGCUUCCCCAAGGACGACGCUCCUCUCCGAAAAAUGGUAUCACUGAAAGGCAGUCCAACGUACGGACUGACCAAGUGGCUGUUUCGAAGUCUCAAAUUUCUGACCGCUGAUUCUGACACCAGGGUCCGUUCAUCAACACAGUUCUUGGAGAAACUUAAAGAGGUAAGUCUCCUGCAAAGUGAUAGCAUGGUUUCCUUCGAUGUCACUUCCCUUUUUACUUCUAUCCCCCAGGAUCUGGCAGUUGAGAGUGUCGAGCUACUCCUACGAAGCAAAUACAGUGAGACGGAGAACCGCUAA